Mus musculus (house mouse) is the source of this 2699-nucleotide messenger RNA. RefSeq names its product carboxylesterase 2E (gene Ces2e). The record is from RefSeq and is marked validated. Bases 62 to 1741 code for a protein of 559 amino acids. Gene Ontology annotation, biological process: retinol metabolic process. Lineage: Eukaryota; Metazoa; Chordata; Mammalia; Rodentia; Muridae. Gene Ontology annotation, molecular function: all-trans-retinyl-palmitate hydrolase, all-trans-retinol forming activity; trans-permethrin hydrolase activity. The transcript is spliced from 12 exons.
UUUCCUGUCCAUAGCACACAGAUAUCCUGGAGCAACACAGACUCAGAUCUAAGAGCUGACUAUGCCACUAUACAAACUUCUUGGAUGGCUGAAUGCUGUGGCCUGUGGGGUCCUGCUUCUCGUUCUGCAUGUGCAAGGUCAGGACUCAGCCAGCCCCAUCAGGAACACACACACAGGCCAGGUGAGAGGCAGCCUUGUCCACGUGAAGGACACUGACAUCGCUGUUCAUACCUUCCUGGGAAUCCCCUUUGCCAAGCCUCCUGUAGGACCACUGCGCUUUGCACCUCCUGAGGCCCCUGAGCCAUGGAGUGGGGUGAGGGAUGGGACCUCACAUCCAAACAUGUGUCUACAAAAUGACAAUUUGAUGGGUUCAGAGGAUCUGAAGAUGAUGAACUUGAUCCUGCCUCCCAUCUCUAUGUCUGAGGACUGCCUGUAUCUCAACAUCUAUGUACCAGCCCAUGCCCAUGAGGGUUCUAACCUACCUGUGAUGGUAUGGAUCCAUGGUGGUGCACUCACUGUUGGCAUGGCUUCCAUGUAUGAUGGAUCCAUGCUGGCAGCAACUGAGGAUGUGGUGGUGGUCGCUAUCCAGUACCGCCUGGGUGUUCUGGGAUUCUUCAGCACUGGAGACCAGCAUGCCAAAGGCAACUGGGGAUACCUGGACCAAGUGGCUGCCCUUCGUUGGGUCCAGCAAAACAUUGUCCACUUUGGAGGCAACCCUGACCGAGUCACCAUUUUUGGAGAGUCAGCAGGUGGCACAAGUGUGUCUUCACAUGUUGUGUCCCCCAUGUCCCAGGGACUCUUCCAUGGUGCCAUCAUGGAGAGUGGAGUAGCUGUGCUCCCUGAUCUUAUCUCCAGCUCCUCUGAGAUGGUUCACAGAAUAGUGGCCAAUCUAUCUGGCUGUGCAGCUGUGAACUCAGAGACCCUGAUGUGCUGCCUAAGAGGCAAGAAUGAAGCAGAGAUGCUGGCUAUUAAUAAGGUCUUCAAAAUCAUCCCUGGUGUGGUGGAUGGAGAGUUCCUACCCAAGCAUCCUCAGGAGCUGAUGGCCUCUAAGGAUUUUCACCCUGUCCCCAGCAUCAUUGGUAUCAACAAUGAUGAAUAUGGUUGGAUUCUUCCUACGAUCAUGGACCCAGCUCAGAAAAUAGAGGAAAUAACCAGAAAGACCCUGCCAGCUGUUCUAAAAAGCACAGCCCUAAAAAUGAUGCUGCCUCCUGAGUGUGGUGACCUGCUAAUGGAGGAGUACAUGGGGGACACUGAGGACCCAGAGACUCUGCAAGCACAGUUCAGAGAGAUGAAGGGGGACUUCAUGUUCGUGAUCCCUGCACUACAAGUAGCACAUUUUCAACGUUCCCAUGCUCCUGUCUACUUCUAUGAGUUCCAACAUCGACCCAGCUUCUUCAAGGAUUUCAGGCCACCCUAUGUGAAGGCUGACCAUGGUGAUGAAAUUUUCCUUGUCUUUGGCUACCAGUUCGGUAACAUAAAACUUCCUUACACUGAGGAAGAGGAGCAACUAAGCAGAAGGAUAAUGAAGUACUGGGCCAACUUUGCACGGCACGGGAACCCCAACAGUGAGGGUCUACCCUACUGGCCUGUGAUGGACCAUGAUGAGCAGUACCUGCAGCUGGACAUCCAGCCUUCUGUGGGUCGAGCCCUGAAGGCCAGAAGGCUGCAGUUCUGGACCAAGACUCUGCCCCAGAAGAUCCAGGAGCUAAAGGGGUCUCAGGAGAGGCACAAAGAGUUGUAGUGCCCUGUGUGAAGAAAGGCAUGUGGGCUUCAUGUCUGAGGUUUGGAAAGCUUUUUGACCCUACCAUUCACACAACCAUUCCUAACACAUACAGUUAUCCAUUUUACCAAUUUAUAUGACAAACCCUUUACAUGUCACUCCUUCACAAAAUGCUGACAAUCUCUUGUUAGAGCCACUCAAUAAAAGCUUCUGUAACAAUGUGGAAUAUGGAUGUAGGAGCCCCAAGUUCCCAUAGUCUCCACAAGUUCUGAAUGCUGUUCCAAGUAGAUCUCAAACUACCAGCAGGUCUUGGGAUCUAGUGGACCUGAAUAUUUAGAAACUAAGUCAGGGAUGUUGCAUGAGCCUAGUAGUUCCAUACCACCAUGGACAACAUAGCAAGACCUGUAACUCAAUAACAGAAAUAAUCACUAGCUGGGUAACUUGCAAACAACAGAAAUGUAUGUAAAGUUCUGUGGUAUGAGAAAUAGAGGGUGAGAAAAUGAACUUGAGCCAUACAGUCUUUCAGGGCUCAGCUACUAGACCUCUGAUGUCAGCCACUGAACAUUCCAGCUACUAAAAACUGUGUCCAUUGUCCCUAUAGAGGAAAUCGCAUCCUUUCCAAAUUGCCAUUAUCUACUUUUGUGAAAAGCUUGACUUGGUAUGUUUAUAGACACCUCAAGCAAGGCCAAGAAUGGGGGUUGACCAGCAGGCCCAAGUAGGCUUUCUCUAAUAACAAAUUGCUUUUACGCACAGGGAUUCUGCAGACACUGUGAAGCCCACAUUUAUGUGAACAUAACACAUCUGCAAAGAUCUUUGGCUAUGAUUGUGUUCUAGAGAUGAUAUAGAAGAGAAAAGAAUCCCCGGAUAUGUAUAGCAGAAGAGAUUUCUGUCCUUGGCACCCUGAUGGCUUCUCCAUGUAUGGAAGUGACUUCUUGCCUUUCAUAAAAUCCUAAUAAAACCCAUCUUUUCAUGGCAUUUC